Messenger RNA from Nerophis lumbriciformis (worm pipefish), 1248 nucleotides. The record is from RefSeq and is a predicted model, not a curated record. Lineage: Eukaryota; Metazoa; Chordata; Actinopteri; Syngnathiformes; Syngnathidae.
AUGAGGCUCAAGCGAUUUCUUCUGAGAUAUUACCCACCAGGUAUCAUCCUGGAAUAUGAUAAAGGAGGCCUUUUGAGGACCAAAUCAAUCGACCUUUUGGAUUUGACAGUAGAAACCAACCCAGAUGAGUUAUUGAAAGAUAUCAUGCAAUCUGAGCCUCUCAUUACAGAAUCCCGAGCUGAGCAAGUAAAAAAGCUUAUCAUUCGCCUCCAACAGAAACAGAGCCAAAAGGACCACGACAGGUUUGUUUUUUCCAAGGAGCUGAAGGCACACAUACUUCCUCUGACUAAUGUUGCAUUUGACAAAUCAGGGUCAAGGUUUCUAACUGGGAGCUACGACAGAACAUGUCGUAUUUGGGACACCGCCUCAGGCACAGAACUGCACACACUUGAGGGUCACAGAAAUGUGGUGUAUGCGAUUGCAUUCAACAACCCCUUUGGAGACAAGAUUGCCACUGGUUCUUUUGAUAAGACCUGUAAACUGUGGUGUGCUGAGACGGGCAAAUGCUUCCACACAUUUCGAGGGCAUAUGUCUGAAAUAGUGUGUCUGGCAUUCAACCCUCAGAGUACACUUGUGGCCACAGGCAGCAUGGAUGCCACCGCCAAGCUGUGGGAAGUGAAGAGUGGGUGGGAGGUGGCCACUCUCAGUGGUCAUACUGCAGAGGUCCUCUCCUUGUGCUUCAAUUCAAUUGGCAAUCAGCUUGUCACUGGCUCCUUUGACCACACCGUUAUUAUUUGGGAUGUUGCUUCAGGAAGACGUGUCUACACAUUGAUGGGCCACAAGGCAGAGAUCAGCAAUGUUCAAUUCAAUUGGGAUUGCUCACUUAUAGUCACAGCCUCCAUGGAUAAAACUGGCAAGGUGUGGGAUGCCGCCAGUGGUAAUUGUUUGGCAACUCUGGUUGGACACAAAGAGGAGGUGCUGGAUGUGUGUUUUGAUUCACGGGGUCAACUUAUUGCUACAGCCUCUGCAGAUGGCACAGCCAAAGUGUUCAGUGCAUCCACACACCAGUGUUUGACAACAUUUGAAGGCCAUACCGGAGAGAUCUCCAAGAUAUGCUUCAGUCCUCAAGGCAGCAGGGUUUUAACUGCUAGCUCAGACAAGACCGCUCGUCUGUGGGAUGUUCAGUCCGGAGUCUGCCUCCAGGUCCUGGAGGGCCACACUGACGAGAUAUUCUCCUGCGCCUUUAAUUACGAAGGCGACACUGUCAUCACAGGCAGCAAGGAUAACACGUGCCGUAUCUGGUGCUGA